Hyla sarda is the source of this 6784-nucleotide messenger RNA. RefSeq names its product ankyrin repeat domain containing 50 (gene ANKRD50). The record is from RefSeq and is a predicted model, not a curated record. The transcript is spliced from 6 exons. Lineage: Eukaryota; Metazoa; Chordata; Amphibia; Anura; Hylidae. Gene Ontology annotation, molecular function: protein binding. The coding region runs from base 756 to 5009 and encodes 1417 amino acids.
CCAGCAAGCCGCAAAGUGGCCUAAACUACAACUCCCAUGAUGCACCCGAGGAGCCGCUGUCCAGCCCUGGAGACGGGAAUGUGGCUGGAAGAAGCCGUGACGUGGGCCGGUGGGUGCGGCCACGGGCAGAGUGUCCUCCGCUUCCAGCAUGCUGUAUGGCCGCCGUCCCCUCCUGCUGUUUGUAGGCGGAGACCCCCGAGUCUCUGGGAGGAGCGGCCGCUGCACAGCCAGACUGUGAACCGGAGAAAGAGGGGAAACAAAGAGCGAGCACCCCGGGGAGUGGAGCGCCGGGGAGCGCUGUGCGGGCUCGGACAUAGGGAUACAGCUAUAGAGAGUCAGCGCCGGCGGCAGCAACAAACAGGAGGACGAGAAGAGCAGCGAUUGCUGUUGACAUGUAUUGUGUCCUUCUUGUAGAGAAAGAAUGCACAGUUAUAUGAAAUCCAGAUGCAGUGAUGAGAGUACUUGACUUUGUGAACCAUCUGCAAAGUAUUACUCGAGGAUGUAAGCAGAACUAUGAGCAGGGAGCGUCUAAUGCCAUCAUAGUAAAAUGGGGGAAGACGCAUGGAGAAUUGUAAGAGUCUCCUAUCUGCGUAGUGACAUUUACUGGAACCAUUGAAUUCACCCUGCAUUCCACUGGCCUUUCUUGUUUGGGAUAUGUCACUACUGGAAUUCAGCUCUAUCUUGUGCCCCGAGGUUUAUUCUGCUAAAGUAACACGGCUUGGUGUGAGAGCUCGAAUUCCCAACCAAUAGCUACAAUGGCUCAGACGAGUUUGCUGCAGGGGAAACCUUUCUACUGCAGGGAAUGGAUCUUCCACAAGCUCCAGCACUGUCUACAAGAGAAGACAAACUGCACUUCAAGCACAGCAAACAAACUGUCACUGGUGGCAAACUCUGGCAGCAAUGGAGGCAGCACUGGCAAGGGCACAGCCUGGGGAUUACUCUUUGUCGGGGGUCCAGGCAGUGGGAAAACAGCUCUAUGUACGGAAUUGCUAUGGCCGAGCUCGCCUGCAGGUUUACAACGGGGCUUGCACCGCCAGGUCUUGGCCUUUCACUUUUGCAAGGCGCAAGACUCUGACACCCUCUGUGUGGGAAACUUCAUAAGGGCGCUGGUAGAACAGAUCUGUCAAGGCGGGCACAUGCCAGGAUUCGAGGAUAAACUCAAUGACCCUACUGUUCAGAAACUCUUACAGCCUGGAGAAUGUGAACGAAAUCCAUCAGAGGCCUUCAAGAGGUGCGUUCUUCUUCCUCUUCUGGCCUUAAAUGCUCCCCCUCAAAGUCUUCUUCUGGUGGUCGAUUCAGUUGAUGAGGGAUGCAAUGUUACAGAAGGAGAACACCGACCAUCUGGUUUAUCUGGAACAAUAGCUGAUCUUUUAGCAACACAUCAUGAGUUCUUUCCACCAUGGCUGCUACUUAUAUGUUCAGCCCGCAAGCAGAGCAGAACAGUCACUAAAAUGUUUACAGGUUUUCGAAAAAUAAGUCUGGAUGAUCUCCGAAAAGCCUAUAUAGUAAAAGACGUACAGCAAUAUAUUCUGCAUCGUUUAGACCAGGAAGAAGCUUUAAGGCAACAUUUAACUAAGGAGACUGCGGAAAUGUUAAAUCAACUACACAUAAAAAGCAGCGGGUGCUUUCUUUACCUGGAACGUGUACUAGAUGGCGUUGUAGAGAAUUUUAUUAUGCUUCGUGAGAUUCGAGAUAUCCCCGGAACCUUAAAUGGUUUAUACCUCUGGCUAUGUCAGCGCUUAUUUGUAAGAAAACAAUUUGCAAAGGUCCAACCCAUUUUAAAUGUGAUUCUGGCUGCCUGCAGGCCUUUGACCACCACUGAACUUUUCCAUGCAGUUUGGACCAAAAAUAUGUCGUUGACCAUGGAAGACUUUCAACGGAAAUUGGAUGUUCUCUCUAAAGUCCUUGUAGAUGGAUUAGGAAACACUAAAAUCCUGUUCCAUUACAGUUUUGCAGAGUGGUUGCUUGAUGUAAAGCACUGCACUCAGAAAUACUUAUGUAAUGCAGCUGAGGGACAUCGUAUGCUUGCAAUGAGUUAUACAUGUCGUGCAAAAGAACUAACACCUGUAGAGGUUCAAGAGUUUGGAUUACAUCUCAUACACUCAAACUUGCAGUUAACAAACUCUGAAUUGGCAUUAUGGAUGAUCUGGAAUGGAACAUGUGUCAAAGACUCCUUGUGUACUGUAAUACCAAAGGAACAAGAGGUGCUACAGUUAUUGGUCAAGGCGGGUGCACAUGUUGACAGUGACGAUGACAGAACUUGUUGCAUUGUUAGACAGGCCUUAGAAAGAGAAGAUUCUAUCCGCACUCUUCUAGAUAAUGGAGCAUCUGUUAACCAGUGUGACUCAAAUGGAAGAACUUUAUUGGCCAAUGCUGCUUAUAGUGGUAAUCUUGAUGUUGUCAAUUUACUUGUUUCAAGGGGAUCUGAUCUUGAAAUAGAAGAUGCCAAUGGACAAACAGCACUUACUUUAGCUGCCCGCCAAGGACAUGUAAAGGUUGUAAAUUGUUUGAUUGGAUGUGGUGCAAAUAUAAACCAUUGUGACCAUGAUGGAUGGACGGCUCUAAGAUCUGCUGCAUGGGGUGGGCACACUGAAGUUGUUUCUGCACUUUUAUAUGCUGGAGCAAAAGUCGAUUGCGCAGAUGCAGAUAGUCGAACAGCUUUAAGAGCAGCAUCCUGGGGGGGACAUGAAGAUAUUGUGCUGAAUUUGUUACAACAUGGAGCAGAGGUUAAUAAAGCUGACAACGAAGGUAGAACUGCUUUGAUUGCCGCAGCAUAUAUGGGUCACAGAGAAAUUGUAGAGCAUCUGUUAAAUCAUGGUGCAGAAGUUGACCAUGAAGAUGUGGAUGGGCGAACUGCUUUAUCAGUAGCUGCACUAUGUGUUCCAGCAAGCAAGGGACAUGCAUCAGUAGUGAGUCUUCUGAUUGAACGGGGAGCAGAAGUGGAUCAUUGCGAUAAAGAUCUAAUGACUCCAUUACUUGUGGCUGCUUAUGAAGGACAUGUAGAUGUUGUUGAUUUACUAUUAGAAGGUGGUGCAGAUGUUGAUCAUACUGAUAAAAAUGGCCGUACCCCCCUUCUUGCAGCAGCCUCAAUGGGGCAUGCAUCUGUAGUUAACACUUUACUUUUUUGGGGUGCAGCAGUAGAUAGCAUUGAUAGUGAAGGUAGAACUGUUCUUAGCAUAUCUUCUGCCCAAGGAAAUGUUGAAGUUGUGAGGACACUCCUAGACAGAGGUUUAGAUGAAAACCAUAGGGAUGGUGGUGGAUGGACUCCCCUACAUAUGGCUGCCUUUGAGGGUCAUAGAUUGAUAUGUGAAGCAUUAAUUGAACAAGGUGCUCGAACAAGUGAAAUAGAUAAUGAUGGUCGAAUUCCUUUAGUAUUGGCUGCGCAGGAGGGUCAUUAUGACUGUGUGCAGAUUCUUUUAGAAAAUAAAUCUCCAGUUGAUCAAAAGGGAUACGAUGGGCAAAAUGCUUUACGUGUUGCCUCACUAGAAGGACAUAGAGACAUAGUUGAAUUACUGCUUAGUCAUAGUGCAGAUAUAAAUGCCAAAGAUGCCGAUGGAAGGCCAACACUUUAUAUAUUAGCACUGGAAAAUCAAUUAACAAUGGCCGAAUAUUUUUUAGAGAAUGGCGCAAAUGUAGAAGCUAGUGAUGCUGAAGGAAGGACAGCUUUACAUGUUUCCUGCUGGCAGGGACAUUUAGAGAUGGUCCAGUGCCUCAUAUCCUACAGAGUGGAUGUCAAUGCUUCAGACAAUGAAAAACGUUCUGCCUUACAAUCUGCUGCUUGGCAAGGUCAUGUGAAAGUUGUUCAGCUAUUAAUUGAGAAUAGUGCUCUUGUUGAUCAUGCGUGUAACCAAGGAGCCACUGCACUUUGCAUUGCAGCGCAGGAAGGACAUACUGAAGUUGUACAGGUUUUGUUAGAACACGGUGCUGACCCUAAUCACGCAGAUCAGUUUGGAAGAACUGCAAUGCGUGUUGCAGCUAAAAAUGGACAUUCACAAAUAAUUAAAUCUCUUGAAAAGUAUGGCGCCUCAACUCAGAAUGGAUGCAACCCUUCGCCUGUUCACACAAUGGAGCAAAAAGCCUUAAAUCCUUCAUCUACAAAAGUACAGUCUUUAACAAUUAAAUCCAAUAGCUCAUCCAGCACUGGAGGGGGUGAUGUACAUCCUACAAUGCGGGGCUUAUGCAAUGGUCCUUCUCAUGCAUUUAGUUCUCCUUCAGAAUCUCCAGAUUCUACUGUGGACAGACACAAGUCAUCACUAUCAAAUAAUUCCCUCAAAAGUUCGAAAAACUCUUCUCUUCGUACAACCUCUUCUACAGCAACUGCUCAAACUGUGCCUAUUGAUAGUUUUCAUUGCCUUUCUUUUACAGAGCAGAUUCAACAACAUUCACUUCCACGAAGUAGAAGUAGACAGUCCAUAGUAUCCCCAUCUUCAACAACUCACUCUUUAGGGCAAAAUAAUUCUCCCACUAGUGAAUUUGAAUGGAGCCAAGUAAAGCCUAGCUUAAAGUCAACAAAAACAAAUAAAGGAGGCAAGGCAGAAACCUCAAAUAAAUCUAGUUCGGUAUCAAAGAAAAGCAAGCAAAGCAGCUGUUCCCAGUCUAAGGUAUUAGAAUAUGAAAUGACUCAGUUUGACAAAAGAGUGCAUAUUCCAAGCACAGUAACGGGUUUGACUGUACCACUAAAGCAAAUCCCAGAAGACACAUCAAAAAUUCAGAUUACCUCAGUGCAGCAGGAGGUUGGUCGUUCUCAACAACAAUUUCUUAUUCAACAGCAAAGUGCGGAACAAAAAAAAAGAAAUGGAAUCCUGACCAAUCCCAAUUAUCAUCUUCAAGGAAACCAGGUUUUCCUUGGUAGAGUUUCUGUGCCACGUUCAGUACAAGGUCGAGGACAUCAUGAAGUUUUGGAUGGAUACCCUUCAGCGGAAACUGAGUUAGGUCUUAAACAGUCACUGAAGCUUCAAAUUGAAGGAACAGACCCCAGCUUUAAUUACAAAAAGGAAACACCACUAUAAAUGGUUUAAAAAGCACAAGAUACUAGAGGAUAGAUGACACCGACGCUUACAAGGCUAUCGGUUUUGGCUUCCAAAACAUCUGAAGUGAAAUUGACUUGAAAAUUGCUUUAAUGUGCCUACCUGUAGGCAACCUAAUAUUAAAAUGUGCUUCAAGAUGUUUUGUGCACAGAAAUGCACUUUGUAACUGCACCUAGAAUCCCUUUUCCCAUUGAAAACAACUGCAGCUAGCAGCUUUUCUGAUGGAAACAUAAUGAAUAUGCAUGUACUGCCAUAAACUACAUAACUCCCAGCCUCCCCCACUUGUCUUGUUUCUCCUGUUUAGUAAGAAGACAUGCAGCUGAAAGAAGUCCAGUCCUGACAGCAUCUGAAAUGAUAACCUGUGCAAAGCAGGCCAGAGUUGUAAAUGAAAAAAUCCUAUUUUUCUGCAGUAUUUACCCACAGUAUGUAAUUAACAACCUGCGUCUUGCCUAGACAUGUCCUGCACAGUCAGAGUCAAGCAGUGCCCAUCCCCCCUUUUGCCGUGGAGUUGAAUGUAUUAAGCUCAACUUUCCUUAAAAACCAUAUUUAUCCACCACUGACUAUUUCAGUGUUAUGUAUUUUUCUGGUGUUAAUGUUCUUGAUGCUUAUUUAAAGAAACUUUGUAACCAGUUAUGUUGUCUUUGUCCAGUUAGAGGAAGGAGUACAUAUUUACCUGUUUAUAUCAACAGCGGACAGAUCAAAUGUAUGAGCUAAAUUGACUACCGUUCCCCGCAUAGCAACGAAUAUUUAUUUUCCAUUCAAGUGCUGAAGGGUGAUAUUGUAAUAGUGACGCCUCUGCUGAGGAAUUGCAACAUGUUAUCAAAGUUUAGAAUUUUCUUGUCCCUGUGGGACAUAUACUUUAAUAAUAAAACAAGUUCUUAAAUGGUAGCCUUAAGAAUGCUAAUGGCUAAAUGCAUCAUAAAAAGGGAGUACAGUGGGUCUUCCUGUACUGCUUAGUCACCGGUCUUUUAAGUAUUUCACUAAAUUAGACCCCAAUUUCUGACUCUUCAGUUGACUAUUUAUUUUUGCUAACAUUAUUGAAUUCCCAUGCAAUAAGCAAACAGGUAUACCAAUAACAGCUUAUUGUCCAACUUUUCCUUUAUAGGUUUUUUAUGUUUUUAUGUAGUAAUUUUUUAUUAGUGCAGUAUACAGUAGAGUCAACUGUAAUGAGCAGUGUACCAGUAAUAUAAACAGGUACUGACACUGCGGCUAUAUUGCUGAUCCUAGUCAUUUUUGCAGCUCUGUAGUAAGUCACCUGUUUUAUUAGAGCUGCUUUCCAUCAUUAUUUUAUUUCUAGCAAAUGUUCAAGAUACUAGUUUGGGGGUAAAAAAAAUCCCAGUUGGUCAUUUCCACCCCUAAGAACUUGUUUUAAUUGGUAAAACCACUAUUAUUUAAAGAUAUAUCAGCCAGGAGGAGUGAAUUGAGUAACGGCGGCUCUAAAACAUUUACCUUUUAAUCCAUUUUUUUUUAUCAGCCAAUGUGCUUUUAUUAUUUGUGGUUUGCUUUUUCAACUCGGCAGUAUUUCAUUUGUCUGUCUUUAAUGUUACUUUACAAAUCAUUUACUAUGCUAUGCAAAUGUAUUUGCUCCAUCCUUUACGGGAAAAAAAAUAAUUUUACAUUUUUUUUCUGUUUUUGAAUGUAAAUAUCCAGUGUAAAUUGAAUAAAACAUUGUAAAUUUCUUUUUAUUUUAUUCCUUGUAUGAUAUUCAGCAAAAGACUCCUAUGUAUAUGAAAGUGCAUAAUAAAUAUAUUUGCUUU